This is a messenger RNA of Arctia plantaginis, 2286 nucleotides long. The record is from the annotation of a GenBank genome assembly. NCBI's taxonomy places the organism in Eukaryota, Metazoa, Arthropoda, Insecta, Lepidoptera, Erebidae.
AUGACGGACACAGCGGCAGCUAAAAAUGAAGUUUUAGAUGAAAUAAUGAAUAGAGGUAAAUUGGGUGAUAAGAAAUUCCAUUCAGAAACAUCGUUGCAAAAGUAUGGUGAGGAUGAACCAGCGGAUGUAGUGCCAACAGAUCCAGCGGUACAAAAUGACUCCAUUAGCAACACCAACACUUUGGAAGUGCCGGAACGAAGACGUACGAUGUCACAGCCUGGCCCCGUCUCCGGGAAUCGCUUGACUGCCACAGCCGCGCGUGCAGCGAGAAAACGGCCCCCUAGAUACGUUAACUACGCAGCCGAUCUUGAAAGAAGUGAUUCUAACAGCGAAAAACAAUCACCACGAACCGCAGGUCUUUUCAGAGAUGAGUCGGGUUCUGCUACGCCUGUUACGCCUGGUGAUAACCCUUUUAGUUACAAUGCUAUGAAUGGCAACUACAAAAAUGGAGAUGCAAAAUCAUUAAAUAGCUAUCGUCUUUACAUGACACCCAAUGAAAUGCGCGGUAGCGCGCCUCCUCGCCCGAGGUCUGUACUGGAUGCACAGUCUCUUCGCUCCGUGGAAACGCAUGCACCACCCCCUACGAGCCCUGAAGAAAACAAAAAACAAACUAAGAAAUACCUAACACUAAUAGUGAGCUGUAUUUACGCAAUACUUCUCGUGACCCUUGGAUUGAUUAUACACGUAGGUGACUCAUUCGUCGAUGCACCCAUAUCAGUGAUAUACUCAAUAAUUUUAUGCAGCAUUGGAUUGCUGUAUCUUUUGUACCUUAUGUUUGAUAUAACUCGUUACAAGAGGAUCGCUGUAAAGAAUCAUAAAAUCAAGUCAUUACAUGAUGAAAAGAUCCGGCAAUAUUUCUUAAGUCAAGAGGAAACAUUUGGACAAAUUACGCCUGGCGAUAGAACUCCAGAACUAAUUAGACCAAACAUGCCUCCACCUAUACUUAUUCCUAUUAAGCAUGAAUACUGUUUCAGUCAAGGCCGACAUUCUGGCAGUUUCUAUCUAAAACUAGGCGCAGCCGGUUUUGCUUUGGGUCACUUGGUCCACUCGGUGCUCUUGCUCGCAGUACAAAUAGGUUUAAUAACAGAUGAAAAUAUUGAUAACGAUAAGUGUGUUAGCAUUGUGCAAGUGGUACUCGAUGUAAUGGUCCCUCUAUAUUGUUUUCUGCAACUGUUCUUUGUCUUCAAGUACUCCAACGUGAUCAUCUUGAAAGUUCCGGGUCUGGCCUACUUAGCAUUCAUGCACCUGAUCGGUACCAGCCUCUGUUUUUGGAUAUCAGCCAUAGUUCGGGAGGUACUCCUUGGAUUAAGGCUUUAUGCUAAUACUUUGUAUGGUGGAGACAAUGAAACUAAUGUAGUGGAUAACGAAAUUGUUGGAAAUGUUUUUAAUGAAAACUAUAUUCAGUCCCGUUUUUUCGACGUCAGCGAUCUCCACGUUCCGGAAUGCAUCGGCUCACAAGCAAUAAAUUCAAUAUUUGAGAAUUUCUCACCGUAUUUGUACCCGUUCAGCGUUGAGUUCAAUAUUCUUAUUGUGGCUGUAUACUAUAUUAUUUGGAGCAACGUCGGCAAUUCAAAUGAAGACAACGACUUCACAAGUAACAUCGUCAUCUACGCGGAUUGUCACGCAUCGAAUCGCGGCCUGUUCUUAGGUCUCAUUGUAAUGGUCAUCAUCAUUGGAUUGCUUAUAAUAGGCUUUGUCUUCAGUAGUGUUGGAAGUGACUUUGUAGAAAUUGGCCACGUCAUGAACGAGGUCACUGAGCUCUGCCUACAUGUGGUGUUACUGUUCAGCGCAGUGGUUGCCUUCAACCAAAUGCGUCACUUGGAUAUCAACGAGCACCCCAUCUCUCUCCUCGAUGAUGUUCUUCUCUUCAUCUGUCUACCUGCUUUCUUCAUAGAGGCUGCCUUAUCACUUUAUGCAACUACCAGCUUAGUCAAUAUAGUGCGCAGUAUAAACUUUUGUUUAAUGGUGAUACAAGUAGUAAUCCAAGUUCCAUUGAUAAUGGACGGACUCCGUCGCUGCAGCAACACCAAGAAACUGCGACGGAAAAAGCCGGGCCGCGAGAUCCUCAUGUUUCUUCUCAUCACUAACGUCGCCAUGUGGAUAUUCUACACGUUCUCGUACAAAUCUCCUGACAGCCUUGAUGACAGAUAUACUUUCUACGGCAAAGUUACUUGGACAAUAUUGGGUCAUAUCAGUUUGCCUUUAAUUAUGUUCUUUAGGUUCCAUUCUAGUGUAUGCUUUGCUGAUAUUUGGAACUCAGCGUAUCAGCCUGGCUCAGAGCACUAA